AUGUAGCUCUCGUAACUUUUUAUCAUCCGAUUUUGAUCCAGUCAUUGACUUGUGAUACACAAUAUAAAUAAACAAUCGGUUUAUUGAAAAUCAGUCUUGGCAAAAUGUUGACCAUUAUUCUGAGUGUGAUUUUUUGUGCCCUCAUUUACUACAAAUUAAUGAAACCGGCAAACUUUUGGAAGAAGCGAAACAUCACUCAUGUCCCAUCAUGGCCUCUUGUUGGAAAUAUGCUGGAUUCGAUUAUUCAAAAAAAACACAUACUUGAAAUUUCUACAGAUAUUUACAAAAAAUACCCAGAUGAUAGAUACGUGGGUUAUAUGCAGUUUACAAACCCGACUCUUUUAAUCCGUGACAUUGAUUUGAUCAAACAAAUUGGAGUGAAAAUUUUCGACAGUUUUCACGACCACGUCACUGCAGCUGGGAUUGAAACUGAACCUUUGCUCAACCAAAGUCUUAUUAGUUUACAUGGAGAGGACUGGAAGCGAAUGAGGGCAACCCUAAGCCCGGCUUUCACUAGCAGUAAAAUGAAAAAUAUGUAUCAUUUAAUCUACGAAUGUUCCGAAAAUUUCGCCCAACAUUUUCAAGAUGGGAAACAGAACGUUGAAGUUAAGGACAUUUUCUCGAAGUUUACCAACGAUGUGAUUGCAACUGCGGCGUUCGGAAUCCAAGUAAAUUCGUUAAAAGAACCCGACAAUGAGUUUUAUUCGAUGGGAAAAGCACUGACUACGUUUCAAGGUUUUCAGCUCAUCAAGUUUUUUUUUGUUCAAUUAGUGCCCAAAAUUGCUGAAAUCCUGAAGGUGCGUUUUUUGAAUCCAAAGGUGGCAAAUUUUUUCACAAGUAUCAUUAUUAAUAAUAUGCAAAAAAGGGAGCGAGAUGGAAUUAUUCGGCCCGAUUUAAUUCAUCUGUUAAUGGAAGCGAGAAAAGGGAAACUCAAGUAUGAUAAAGGUAACGAAUUUGGUGAUGGUUUUGCCACGGUUGAGGAGUCAGAAAUUGGCAAAAACACCAAACAAGUUGAACUAACAGACGAUUUAAUAGUGGCUCAAGCUUUACUUUUCUUUUUCGCUGGUUUCGACACUGUUUCCACAGGUGCCAGUUUUCUGGCACAUGAAUUAGCCACAAAUCCUGACGUUCAAAAAAAACUACAAGAAGAAAUAGACAUGGUACUUGAGGAAAAUCACGGAAAAAUUUCAUACACAAGGAUACAAUCGAUGAAAUAUCUCGACCAAGUUAUUUCCGAAAGUUUAAGACUUUGGCCACCAGCUCCCCAAACCGAUCGUUUCUGCAACACCGACUUUGUUCUUGAGCCAACAAAACCACACGAAAGACGAUUUACGAUCGAGAAAGGUGUUACAACAAUUAUUCCGAUUUAUGGAAUACAUAGAGACCCUCAGUACUUUCCAAAUCCGGAUAAAUUCGAUCCUGAACGGUUUAGUGACGAAAAUAAGGCCAAAAUUGUGCCAGGGACUUAUAUGCCGUUUGGUGUCGGUCCAAGAAAUUGCAUUGGUUCAAGGUUUGCGUUGCUUGAGUUAAAAACUCUUUUCUUUCACUUACUAUCAAAAUGUGAUGUUAUUCCAAACGAGAAAACAGUGAUUCCGCUUAAAAUAAGUCCAAAUAAUGCGAGUAUUACUCCAAAAGAAGGGAUUCAUCUAACAUUCAGACCCAGAAACUUUGUCCAAUUUAAGAAAUGUAACAAAAAAAAACAAGAACAAAUAAAUUUUCCAGAAGCUUGUACAACUGGCUUGGUUGUAGCUUCAGUCUGUACUAAAAUGUUAACUAUAAUCCUAAGUGUGGUUUUGGGUGCGCUCAUUUAUUACAAAUUAAUAAAACCGGCCAGUUUUUGGGAAGAAAGAAACAUCACUCAUGUUUCAGCAUGGCCUUUGGUCGGAAACAUGUGGAGUACAUUUAUCCAAAAGAAAAAUUUCAAUGAAAUAUCUAACGAUAUCUACAAAAAAUACCCAAACGACAGAUACGUGGGUUAUAUGCAGUUUACAGACCCAGUCCUCCUAAUCAGAGACUUGGACUUGAUUAAACAAAUCGGAGUGAAAGUUUUCGACAAUUUUCGCGACCAUCACGCUGUUGCCGGUUUUAAAACAGAACCCUUGUUCAAUAAAAGUCUCGCAUUCCUGGAAGGAGAAGAAUGGAAGCAAAUGAGGGCCACUUUAAGCCCAGCUUUCACUAGCAGUAAAAUGAAAAAUAUGUAUCACUUGAUUUACGAAUGUGCCGAAAAUUUCGCCAAACAUUUUCAAGGCAAAAAACAGGACGUUGAAGUGAAGGAUGUUUUUUCGAGAUUUACCAACGAUAUAAUUGCUACGGUGGCAUUUGGCAUUCAAAUUAAUUCUUUGGAAGAACGUAACAAUGAGUUUUAUUUGAGUGGAAAAUCGGUGACUACGUUCAGCGGCAAACAAUUACUCAAGUUUUUUGCAGCACAAGUAAUUCCCCAAGUUUUUGAGUUUUUCAAAGUGGGUGUGUUUGAUCAAAAAAUUGUAAAGUACUUUAACGAUAUCAUCAUUGACAAUAUGCACAAGAGGGAAAAGGAAGGAAUCAUUCGGCCCGAUUUAAUUCAUUUAUUGAUGGAAGCUCGUAAAGGAAAACUUAAACAUGAUAACAGUAAUGAAGGUGGUGAUGGUUUUGCCACAGUUGAAGAAUCCGACAUUGGCAAAAAUUCCAAAAAAAUGGAACUAACAGACGAACUAAUGGUAGCCCAAGCUUUACUCUUCUUUUUUGCUGGUUUUGAAACUAUUUCAACUGGUGCCAGCUUUUUGGCACAUGAAUUGGCCACAAACCCUGACGUUCAGAGGAAACUACAAGAAGAAAUAGACUCGGUACUUGAGGAAAAUCAAGAGAAAAUUUCAUAUACAACGAUACAGUCGAUGAAAUACCUGGACCAAGUUAUUUCCGAAAGUUUAAGACUUUGGCCACCAGCUCUCCAAACUGAUCGUUUCUGCAACACCCACUUUGUUCUUGAACCAACAAAACCACACGAAAGACGAUUUACCAUCGAAAAAGGUGUUACAGUAGUUUUUCCGAUUUAUGGAAUACAUAGAGACCCUCAGUACUUUCCAAAUCCUGAUAAAUUCGAUCCUGAGCGGUUUAGUGACGAAAAUAAGGCCAAAAUUGUGCCAGGGACUUAUAUGCCGUUUGGUGUCGGUCCAAGAAAUUGCAUUGGUUCGAGGCUUGCUUUGUUGGAACUGAAAACACUAGUCUUCCACUUGUUAUCAAAAUGUGAUAUUGUGACGAACAGCAAGACGGUAAUUCCGCUUAAAAUCAGCCCAAAUAAUGCAAAUAUUACGCCAAAAGAGGGAAUCCAUUUAACAUUCAAGCCCAGAAACGUGGCCUAAUUAAGAGACAGUUCCAGAAAUUUAUAAAAGAAUUGUGACAAAUGUAACAAAAACGUACAAAUAAAAUUAUGCCAAGUUUU
Tribolium castaneum (red flour beetle) is the source of this 3418-nucleotide messenger RNA. RefSeq lists its product as uncharacterized. The record is from RefSeq and is a predicted model, not a curated record. The transcript has 10 exons. Gene Ontology annotation, molecular function: monooxygenase activity; oxidoreductase activity, acting on paired donors, with incorporation or reduction of molecular oxygen; heme binding. Bases 105 to 3338 code for a protein of 1077 amino acids. NCBI's taxonomy places the organism in Eukaryota, Metazoa, Arthropoda, Insecta, Coleoptera, Tenebrionidae.